Hypanus sabinus (Atlantic stingray) is the source of this 3135-nucleotide messenger RNA. It is a transcript of the gene pcca, whose product is annotated as propionyl-CoA carboxylase subunit alpha. Gene Ontology annotation, molecular function: metal ion binding; ATP binding; propionyl-CoA carboxylase activity. The coding region runs from base 30 to 2228 and encodes 732 amino acids. The record is from RefSeq and is a predicted model, not a curated record. Gene Ontology annotation, cellular component: mitochondrion. Lineage: Eukaryota; Metazoa; Chordata; Chondrichthyes; Myliobatiformes; Dasyatidae. The transcript has 25 exons.
UCUGUCGGAAGGUAAAAGGUCAGCCGGCAAUGAUGGCGACGUUCAGAGGCAGGGUUGUUUUGCGGCGCGCAGUCUUUGCGUUGAAGCAUGCAGCAUUCUGGUCCAGGUGCAGCUUUGCAGUCUCUCGAGCAUUAUAUUCUACAACAGUCCACGAUCCAAAUGAAUCUACAUUUGACAAGAUCCUUAUUGCGAACAGAGGAGAGAUUGCAUGCCGGAUCAUUAAGACUUGCAAAAAGAUGGGGAUAAAGACUGUUGCAAUUCACAGUGAUGUGGACGCCAAUGCUCGUGGCUUCCAAAAUAUGGUUGGUUUGCAGGAAGGCUGGCUGCAUUUUUCAAAGGUUCAUGUUAAGAUGGCAGAUGAGGCUUCCUGUGUUGGACCAGCCCCCACCAACAAAAGCUACCUCAACCUGGAUGCCGUCAUGGAAGCCAUUCAAAAGACCGGUGCCCAAGCUGUCCACCCAGGAUAUGGGUUUCUUUCAGAAAACAAAGACUUUGCUAGACGUCUGGCUGCUGAAGGCGUCACAUUCAUUGGACCUGACAUGCAUGCUAUCCAAGCCAUGGGUGACAAGAUAGAAAGCAAGUUAAUAGCCAAGAAUGCAAAAGUCAACACCAUCCCUGGUUAUGAUGGAGUGGUCAAGAAUGCUGAUGAAGCUGUCAGAAUUGCCAGGGAAAUUGGCUAUCCCGUCAUGAUCAAGGCUUCAGCAGGAGGUGGUGGGAAAGGAAUGAGAAUAGCCUGGAAUGAUGAUGAGACCAGGGAAGGAUUUAGAUUUUCAUCACAGGAAGCUGCCUCAAGUUUUGGAGAUGAUCGCCUCUUGAUUGAAAAGUUCAUUGAUAAUCCUCGGCACAUUGAGAUACAGGUUCUCGGAGACAAACAUGGUAACACAUUGUGGCUGAAUGAGAGAGAGUGUUCCAUUCAGAGAAGGAAUCAGAAAGUUGUAGAAGAGGCACCAAGUACUUUUCUAGAUCCAGACACUCGAAGAGCCAUGGGAGAGCAAGCAGUGGCGUUGGCAAAAGCUGUCAAUUAUUCCUCUGCUGGCACUGUUGAAUUCCUCGUGGACUCUCGGAAGAACUUUUAUUUCCUAGAGAUGAAUACUCGACUUCAGGUUGAGCAUCCUGUCACUGAAUGCAUUACUGGCCUGGACCUGGUCCAAGAAAUGAUCCGUGUUGCCAAGGGUUACCCACUUUGCCACAAGCAAGCUGAUAUUCCCAUCAAUGGCUGGGCAAUUGAAUGCAGAGUGUAUGCAGAGGAUCCCUACAAAUCCUUCGGACUGCCUUCAGUUGGGCGCCUCUCUCAGUAUGAAGAGCCAUUACACGUGCCCUGGGUUCGCGUUGACAGUGGCAUUCAGGAAGGAAGCGACAUUAGUAUUUAUUAUGAUCCUAUGAUUUCAAAAUUGGUGACCUAUGGAGACAGCCGUGCAGAAGCUUUGCAGAGAAUGGGAGAGGCACUGGACAGUUACGUCAUUCGAGGAGUGACUCACAAUGUUCCCCUGCUCCGGGAGGUUAUAGUUCACCCACGCUUUGUGAAAGGAGACAUCACUACAAAUUUCCUUCCAGAAGUCUACCCCGAUGGUUUCAAAGGACAUAAGUUGUUGGAUUCUGAGCACAAGGAGCUGCUGGCUACAGCUGCGUCAAUUUACGUAGCUUCUCAGCUGAAGGCUCAGCAAUUCCUCCGAAGUUCUACAAGGGCUCCCGCUGUUAAACGAGGAGAAAGGAGCUGGGAUCUGUCAGUACAGCUGGAUGAUGGGACGCAUUCUGUUACAGUCUCACAAGCAGGUUCAUCAUACUCUGUGGAGGUUGAUGGAAAGACAUUAAGUGUGACCAGUGAAUGGAACCUAGCGUCACCCUUGUUGCCUGUCGCCAUUGACGGAACCCCAAGGACCAUUCAGUGCCUCUACCGAGAUGCAGCCGGAAAUAUGAAGAUUCAAUACCUUGGGACAGUGUACAAAAUCCAAGUGUUGACCCAGCUGGCAGCGGAGCUGAAUAAAUACAUGCCAGAGAAGGUGCUAGAGGACACUGGCAACACCAUAAUAUCACCCAUGCCUGGAACAAUUGUCAGUAUAAACGUGGCAGUUGGAGAUGAGGUUUCGGACGGUCAGGAGGUGUGUGUCAUUGAAGCAAUGAAAAUGCAGAACAGUUUGAUGGCUACUAAAUCUGGAAAGGUUAAAGAAAUAAACUGCAAGCCAGGAGACACUGUUGGAGAAGGAGAUGUCCUCAUAGAGUUUGUGUGAUGUGCGGUUUUCAGAUGAGUGUUGUAGAUUCACCGUGCAUCAUGUUCUCCAGCCUAUAACUCCAACAGACAUUCCUGCGUGGAUUUUUAUGAUGCCCAUGAUAUUUAUUACCUUUUGCAGAAUAGGGAAAAACAAGUAUUUUUGUGACAUUCAGAAUGCAAACAUUUUUUUUUCCAGAUACCUCUUCUUUGGAACUGACCAGUGAUCAGGUUGUCCAUGGAACGUAGGCAUAAAGUGCGGCAUGUUUUCUUGUGUGCAACCAGUGCAGUCAAUCGAAUCUAUUACUGGCCGAGUCUGACAGCUCUUAAUCUACCUAAAUCAAAUCUGUUUAAGCAUACACAGGCAUUGAAAUCAGGAGAAAUCACAACAACCCGAUUUAACAAGAUCAUAGCUUCGCUGAUUUCAAUCCCUUGAUAAUUAAGAAUCCAUCUACCUCUGCCUUAAGUGUUCUGUUGCAUUCUCCUCUAAAAGCCUAUCUACUGCCAAUCUCUUUUUAAGAUUUCGACACCAACCCACCUUGACAAAAUCCCUCAGCAGCUGCAGGGAUAAUGCAACAGAUGAAGUUAAAGAUGUUUUCUUGCCAGUUUUUGAUUACCUCAACCCUCAAAAAUAAAGGUACCUGCCAUGCCAGCACUCCAAGUCUGCACUGGGAUCGGAGAAUAGUCUGAGUGACAAAAGACUGAUUCCACAGCACUGGAAACAGUCAGUCUGUUUCCAUGACACUAAUGUGGCUAACUACUCCACGGUCUUCAAACAUCCACCGCCAAAUAAAUGUGUAUUUAACUAAUGAUAACACAUUUACCUUGAAUAAUGUUUUCCUGUCAAAAUUAUACUGUUAACAAAAUGACUUUAAAAACACACCACAGAUCAGAUAUGGAAUAACAUUUAAUAAACUUGAGACACAAGA